GUAGUUUUGUUUAUAAUGAAGUUGAUUUGUUUAAAACAAUCAAGAAAAUUAUACACAAAAAGUGUCGAUAAGCGACCAGUCUCGGAUAACACCAGGAAGAGACACGAUAAGAUAAAGGUGGACGUAAGUCUAUGUUGGUUACCAGCACUGUUCUCCCAGCUGCUGCCUCGAACACUGUUCUCCCAGCUACUCUCGAGCACUGUUCUCCCAGCUGCUGCCUCGAGCACUGUUCUCCCAGCUGCUGCCUCGAGCAUUGUUCUCCCAGCUGCUGUCUCGAGCACUGUUCUCCCAGCUGCUGUCUCGAGCACUGGUCUCCCAGCUACUCUCGAGCACUGUUCUCCCAGCUGCUGUCUCGAGCACUGGUCUCCCAGCUACUCUCGAGCACUGGUCUCCCAGCUGCUGUCUCGAGCACUGGUCUCCCAGCUACUCUCGAGCACUGGUCUCCCAGCUACUCUCGAGCACUGGUCUCCCAGCUACUGUCUCCUCGUAACCAUCUCCACACACCAGCUACCAUUCUCUCUGACGCGGACCGUGAAGGAGGAGUUAGGUCGUAAGUCUCCACAAGACCCUAAGCUUCCUACAAUCUACAUCAUUACACCCACUUACCGUCGACCCGAGCAGAUGCCUGAGUUGAUACGUUUCGCCCAGACUCUGAUGAAUGUUCCAAACAUUCACUGGAUUGUUGCUGAUGAUGCUAACACCACAAACUACAACGUUGUCGACUACCUCACCUACUCGUCCAUUCCUCAUACCUACCUCUUAACACCAAUGCCCGAAAAGUACAAGCAGUUAUCGAUCAAACCUAAAGGUGUAGCAAAUCGUAAUGGUGGCCUCAUGUGGGUGAGAGAACACGCUACCUCAGGUGUGGUAUACUUCGCUGAUGAUGACAACACCUACGACAUCCGGCUCUUCCAAGAGAUACGGUACACAGAGCGAGUGUCAAUGUUUCCUGUGGGACUCGUUACUAAGGCGGGACUUUCUUCACCUGUUCUUAAGAAUGGUAAAUUCCAUGGAUGGUACGACGGCUGGAUUGCCAAAAGAAAAUUCCCCGUUGAUAUGGCAGGCUUUGCUGUUAGUGUACAAUACUUACUUAAGAUGCAGAAUGCAGAAAUGCCCUACAAAGCUGGAUAUGAAGAAGAUGGUUUUCUAAGAAGCCUUAAAAUUGAACCUGAAGAAAUUGAAUUUAAGGCAGAUAAAUGUACAAAGAUUUACGUCUGGCACACACAGACCAAGAAGAAUGGACCUUCUCAAAGAACAAUCUUACAAUCCAAAUACAAUGGUACUAAUCUAAGAAUUUUGGAGAAAAAGAUGAUGAUAGAAUCGUAAGCUUGUAUUUUAACUGUCUCGGAAAAUAUUUAUAUAAUAAUUUUAUACAUUAUUUUUUAUAUAAUAAAAAAAUAUAUAUUU
Messenger RNA from Cherax quadricarinatus, 1407 nucleotides. Lineage: Eukaryota; Metazoa; Arthropoda; Malacostraca; Decapoda; Parastacidae. The record is from RefSeq and is a predicted model, not a curated record.